ACGCUUUGCGUCUCUUUUGGCCCCAGGGACUCGCCGUCGUCCGGCUGAGGCGUUCGCCGGCUGAGACGAUGGCGGCUGGGACGCCGGAUUCGCAAGCACGAUUUGGUCAGUCUGUGAAGGGGCUUCUCACGGAGAAGGUGAAUACCUGCGGGACCGACGUGAUCGCGCUCACCAAGCAGGUGCUGAAAGGCUCCCGGAGCUCCGAGCUGCUGGGCCAGGCAGCUCGAAACAUGGUUCUACAGGAGGAUGCCAUCUUGCACUCAGAAGAUAGUUUAAGGAAAAUGGCAAUAAUAACCACACAUCUUCAGUACCAGCAAGAAGCUAUUCAGAAGAAUGUUGAACAGUCACCUGACCUGCAGGACCAAUUGAGUCAUUUAUUGAAGUAGCAUGUCAUAACUGACUUCUUUGCCUGAUGCUGAGGGUCACCUACUUUACACAGCCAUCACGAUGUGGGCUUGGUUUCCAUUUUCACCUCCAAAAAUUCAUGCAGAAAAGACUUGUGAAAAGCCAGAUGAUUGAACUUAGAAUCAUUUCUUUUGCGUUUUUGAGAUAAGGUUUCUCUGUGUCGCCCUGCCUUUCCUGAAAUACACUGUGUAGACCAGGCUGGUCUCUAACUCAGAGAUCUGCCUGCCUCUGUCUCCUGAAUGCUGAGAUUAAAGGUGUGCACCACCACCAUCUGGCCUUAGAAUCACUUCUUAAAUUGGAUUAACCCUUGCUCUUAUCAGAUAUUUAAGUUGUAUUUAAUUUCAUAUUAAAAUAAAAAAUCAAUAAGUUCAAUCAUUAGCACUGAAAAUAAAGGACACCAUAGCUUGCUAAAA
Messenger RNA from Mesocricetus auratus (golden hamster), 818 nucleotides. It is a transcript of the gene Borcs7, whose product is annotated as BLOC-1 related complex subunit 7. The coding region runs from base 69 to 386 and encodes 105 amino acids. Gene Ontology annotation, cellular component: BORC complex. Lineage: Eukaryota; Metazoa; Chordata; Mammalia; Rodentia; Cricetidae. The record is from RefSeq and is a predicted model, not a curated record. The transcript is spliced from 5 exons.